UGAAAAGAUCGCUGGAUGUUUGUUGAUUUUUUUUUAAAGGACUUUUCGAUCAAUUCUUUAGAAUCGCCUGACGAGACAUCUGUAGAGCAUGAAUCUGAAGAUGAUCUAAGUGCCUCAAGGACUUCUCUUGAGAGACAAUCACCCCAUCGUGGCAAUACCACAAUGCACGUUUGCUGGCACAGAAAUACUAGUGUUUCAAUGGUGGAUUAUAGCAUUGCUGUGGAGAAUCAGCUCUCUGGAAACCUGUUGAGGAAAUUCAAAAACAGCAACGGCUGGCAAAAGCUUUGGGUGGUUUUUACCAAUUUCUGCCUCUUUUUCUACAAAUCGCAUCAGGACAAUCAUCCACUAGCAAGCUUGCCAUUGCUGGGCUAUUCCGUCACCAUUCCUGCAGAGUCUGACAAUAUCCACAAGGACUAUGUCUUCAAGUUACAGUUCAAGUCGCACGUAUAUUUCUUCAGGGCUGAAAGCGAAUAUACAUUUGAAAGAUGGAUGGAAGUGAUAAGAAGUGCUACCAGUUCAGCCACCCGUACUCGCCUUUUAAGCCGCAAGGAAUCUCAUGCCUACUGAUCACAAGGGGAGGAAGCCCUUUUUAAACCAGAUUCAGUCAUCACACAGCUUUUUGAGCGGAAUCCUUUCUGAAAAGCUUAUUGAAUAACUAAACCACCAUGCCAAUAUUGCAAUUCAAUCUAUUUUAGGAUUACAAAAAUAAAUCAAAAUGUGCAUUUUUUUUUUCUGCUGCCCCUGCCCAGCAAACCUCACUUUAUUCCAAAAUGGGGCCAAAAAUAUGUUCUGCCCAGAGUUAACUGAGUUUAUGUAUCACCAAUAUUGUGUAAAGCUUAGACCUGAACAGGAGAAUUUGAAAAAAAUGCAUAUCUAAUUCAACCCUGGGAUUUCAGUUUUCUGAAAAUCUAAUGCAAGCAUAAACCAUAUUUGACAAACUAAUCACUGGUACUGUAUGCAUUUUAAAGGAUUCAACUGUAUUGUAGGUGUGGCACUAAUGUUUUGAAUUGAUUGUGAUUUACAAUUCUUUAGUCUAAGACAAUUUAGGUACUGAUUAAUACAGACUUUGACAAUCAAUACCGUUGCUUUGGAAUAAGUUUAUCUUUGUCAUCGCUUUGAUUCAAAGAAUCUCUCAACUUUACAAAAGCCCAAGGUGUUACACACACAAAUGACUUGAAUUACUCCAGACACUCCACUGAAGAUAAUUUUUCUGACAAUGUGAAAUUGUUGCCAUAUCUUCGGGUUCAGUUCCAAUCCGAUUCUUGCAAACGAAAAUUAAACCUGGCUAAAAGAAGCUGGGUAGCCAUUUGUAAAAUUCUACAAUUUUCACUUACUAAAUUCCUGUUAUCACAAGUUGGACUUUUGAGAACAAAUUAUCCCAUUAUUACCAAAAGUAUACAUACAUUCAUGGUAGAGAUUACAACCGAGUAAUCUAAUAUACCUUGGAAUCCAGACUCUUAAAUAUCCCCUAGUCCUGUUAUUUAUACUCUAUCCAUUCAACCACAUGGGAUAACUGAUAUGAUAUUCUGAAGCAUUCCACCUAGUUUUAUGAUUUCAGUGCACUGGGAACAAUAGCUAACCCUUCAAUUGGGUAACAGCAUAUCAUUGAGUACUCUUGCCCCUUUGCCACCACACAUCCAACUACCCCAGCCCCCAGCCAGAAAACAACUAUAGUGUGGAAAGUGGAACAGGAUCCAAGUUGAACCAACAGUGCUCCAAGCAUAGAGCCACCAACUUGUUCAUGUUUGGUCUGGGGCAGAAUUUGACUUGCCUCAACUCUCAUAUUUCAGAAGUAAAUUUCUUAUGUGAAAUAAAAUUAAAUAUCUAACCUUGUGAAAGCCAGUACUGAAUGAUGAAUUUGACAUGUUGGAACUUUUUUUUAAAUAAAUAUCUAAUAGGUACUUCUUUUGCGACAAAGACUCCAUCAGGUAGGACUGCACUAAGUGAAAUUAGCACAAAAGUGCAAAAUAAUUAAAGCAGCAGAUAAGGGAAUUGGAGAUGGUUACAUCAAUAUGUUUGUGUUAAGACCACGAAGUGCAAUGCCACCAUUAAUGCCUACAACUGUUCCUGUUUUAGCAUAUUAUUGAUAACUUUUUUUAAAAAUGGCCUGAACCAUUUCAAUAAACAUUAUAACUGACAA
This is a messenger RNA of Rhincodon typus (whale shark), 2140 nucleotides long. RefSeq names its product FERM, ARHGEF and pleckstrin domain-containing protein 1-like. The record is from RefSeq and is a predicted model, not a curated record. The transcript is spliced from 4 exons. The coding region runs from base 16 to 567 and encodes 183 amino acids. Lineage: Eukaryota; Metazoa; Chordata; Chondrichthyes; Orectolobiformes; Rhincodontidae. Gene Ontology annotation, molecular function: guanyl-nucleotide exchange factor activity.